This is a messenger RNA of Cicer arietinum (chickpea), 1647 nucleotides long. The record is from RefSeq and is a predicted model, not a curated record. NCBI's taxonomy places the organism in Eukaryota, Viridiplantae, Streptophyta, Magnoliopsida, Fabales, Fabaceae.
GGACAGUUGUAUUUAUUGAAUUGUAGUAUUUAUAUCAUUUCAUUAAUUGAGUUCAUCAAGUUACACAUUCAUAUCACAUGAAAUGGAGCAUGAUGCUGGUGUUAACAAAUUGCAGCUUCAUCUUGGUGCAUCAGAUUAUGUCUCCUCUAUUUUGCCCUUAGCAUCUGAACAAAUGUCGCCUCUUUUAAGUAAUGAAAGAGAGGGUUCUGAAGACAUACAACAGGAACCUAAUAAAGAAUUUCCAAAGUUAUUGCAUUAUGCUUCAUAUCUGAUUCAUUUGGCUGUUUUUGGUAUUCUUGGGGUAUUAACAAGAUAUACACUGGACAAGUUAUUUGGCCCUAGUGUUGGUCAUGUGACUAGUGAUAAAACUAUUCUUUACCUUGACCUGCCUUCUAAUAUGGUUGGUUCUUUUCUGAUGGGAUGGUUUGGUGUUGUAUUCAAAGAAGACAUAUCAAAUGUGUCUGAGUAUCUGGCUAUUGCACUGACAACUGGUUACUUAGGGAGUCUAACAACGUUCAGCGGCUGGAAUCAGAAAAUGCUUGAACUCAGUGUUAAUGGGAACUGGCUCUUUUCUAUUCUUGGCUUUCUAAUAGGGUUAUUUCUUGUUGCAUUUUCCAUCAUAUUUGGUAUAGAAACAGCUAAGGGUUGCAGGUGGCUUCUUAGAAGGCUAAACAUGAUGGCUUCAGAAAGUGAAACUGGUAGAUGCAAGAUUAAGGCAAAAGUGGAAGAAGGCGGCUUCAAGCAUCGGUUGGCAGUUAUUGUGAUGUUAUUGUUGAUUUUAGGCUUGUUAUGGGGUGUUAGUGGUGUAUUAAUGAUUGCUGAGUUUAAGAAUGGUGAAAAUUCUUAUCUGUGGAUUGCUUGCAUAGUUGGUCCUCUUGGUGUGUGGAUUAGGUGGUUCUUAGCUAGAUUAAAUGGACAUGGAUUAGGAUCAACAGGUUUGUUUAAUUGGAUUCCAUUUGGAACUCUAAUUGCAAAUAUCUCUGCUGCUUGUAUCAUGGCUGCACUUGCUGCAACAAAGAGAUUUGUGAACACCAGGGAUUGUGAUAUUAUUGUAACAGGCAUACAGUUUGGUCUGCUGGGUUGUUUGAGUACUGUCUCUACUUUUAUUGCUGAGUUCAAUGCAAUGAGAGAAAGCAUGCACCCUUGGAGAGCAUAUGUAUAUACUAUAAUCACAAUAUGUACCUCUUUCUUUUUAGGGAUCUUAGUAUACUGUGUACCUAUUUGGAGAAUGGAUGAACUAUAAAAUGGCAGGUGGCCUUAGAAGGUAACAUUGUUUUGACAGUUCUCAUCUACUUGAUGGAAUUGAGCAAUUUAGAGAACUAGAAUAAUCUAUUUACUUCAUUUUCAAUGAAAAAACUAGGCAAAAUACCAGUAUUGUCAAAUAGUGGCUAUAGCGCUAUAGUGUAUUUGAUAUGAACAAACUGUUAUUGUUCAGCGAUAUGCGAAUUAGUACAAAGUGUUGUCUAAUAGUAGUUAUAGUGCUGUAGCAUAGUAGAACUUUGAAAAAAUCACUAUUUUCAGUGAUCUGCGAUUGACAACACUACAAAAUACAAGUCCUGUAAGAAUAUUGUCAUGUUGUUGCUUUGACAAUGACUAUUAUGUUGACAUAAGGGUUCAAUGAUAAAGAGAGAGUUUAUAUCUUAGAAA